This is a messenger RNA of Drepanopeziza brunnea f. sp. 'multigermtubi' MB_m1, 1884 nucleotides long. RefSeq lists its product as uncharacterized. The record is from RefSeq and is a predicted model, not a curated record. Lineage: Eukaryota; Fungi; Ascomycota; Leotiomycetes; Helotiales; Drepanopezizaceae.
AUGGCUCCUUCUGUAGCCCGAUUCCUCCUCUUGGGCGCUGCCUCAGCGUCUCUCACUGUCGCCGAUGCCGCCGGCCACCCAUUCCGCAGAGGUCGUGUGGCUGCAGCAGCCGUUCCCGAGCAAAACCUCAUUGCGAAGCGAGACGUGACCGUCACCGACUGCGCUACUCAGCUCUCGUAUGUCGUCUCGGAAUUCGCCUCUUACACCUCCUCCGUUGAAGCAGAAGCCACAUCCUCGGCCUACAUUUCCUCGAUCCUCUCCGAGUCUUCUGUCUCUCUGUCGAUGGCGAGCGAGAGCUUCUAUUCUUUCUCCUCGGCCGUAGUCAGUUCUUUCGUUCCGACCAGCACAGUCACGGAAUACAUCACCAGUUCUGAUGCCUCCGCGAUCGCCGAGGAAACUUCCAGCUUCACCUUCACCUACUUCGAGCCCUCUGCUGUGCUCAGCUCGGCCGAAAGCGUUAUAACAUCUGCCCCGAGCACCGAGGCUGCUACGACAACACUUGCCUUCAAUCAAUCAUCGACCUUCAUCUCCGAGACGUCGGAGCUCCCCUCUGCCUCAGUUUCCGCGAUAUUUGCCAAUUCCAGUGCCGAGCAGUUCACAGUUUCCUCGACUGCAAGUUUCUCUUCGGAAACAACUGCUGAGCCAAUCUUCACCACCUCCGAUGUCCCAACUUCCUCUACUUCCGGCUUCUUCGCCAAUUCAACUUUCGCAUCCUCGACUUUCUCCAGCGCGAGUGCAUCGGAGACCGUCUUUGAGCCAACCAGCACUGGAUUUGCAAACUUCACAAUCGCCCCGGAACCCACCUCCUCAGCGCUCGAUCCCGAAAUCACUUCGAUCUUUUCUUCGGAGGUUCUGAUCGUGAGCUCGACUGAGUCUUCUGAACUCGAAAGCUCUACUUUUGCUCCUCAGCUCACUUCGUCGGCCAUCACGAAUUCUACUGUUGCCCCAGUAGUCUCGACUACCAUCGUCCCUGAAUUCAGCUCCACCCUAGCAACUGAGACAGCUCUCUUCACUUCGAGCGCCCCUUUCCUUAACUCGUCGACAGCCAUUGCCCCAGUAGUCUCGACUACUAUCGUCCCUGAAUUCAGCUCCACCCUAGCAACUGAGACAGCUCUCUUCACUUCGAGCGCCCCUUUCCUUAACUCGUCGACAGCGUCUACCGAUUUCUCAACUUCUUCCCUCGCUCAGACGAUCCCAUUAUCCACAGCACCGUUAACCGAGACUUUGACCAGUUCUAUCCCCGCUUUCGAAACCUCAUCGAUAGCCGGCGAGGCAACUUCGAGCUUGACUUCGCUCACAUCGUCACCUACCGCUAUAGGCGCAAUCAACUCGAGCACGCUCAGCACCAGUACAGGAAGGACAUCGAGCACGGCCACCAUCUCCUUCCCACUACCUGCCACCACCCUUACCCAAAUCCGAAACGGUGGCUUCGAGUCUCUACCAUUCGAAGAUUACUGGACAGCAAGUUCGGACCCAUUCAGCCCUGUAUCGCUUGAAAUCAGAGAUUCAUCAGCCACAGGAAUUGGCUCAUAUGGCGCCAGGUAUCUCGAGAUAGUUGUUGCGGAUGGCGCUGCAGCCAAGUUCCGCCAGAGCAUCGUCGUGAACCCCAGAUCCAGAUACAGCAUUUCCGGCUACGGCCAGCUCGCCAUUAGAAAACCGAGGAACGCCGGCCCUUGUACCCUUCAGAUUUGCGACGACGUGAGCAGUACUUGCAGCCGUAUCGCCGGCAUGAACGCCAACGGCUACACCUUUGUCAAUAGGUCGUUCACGACCAGGGCCCGCCAGACGACCAUUGAGUUUGAGGUCACGGUGACUUGCCCGUUCAUGAGACCAGGACACGAGAACGAGAUAUACCUGGAUCAGUUCAGGCUCGUUUCUAUCUAG